Messenger RNA from Penicillium longicatenatum, 330 nucleotides. It is a transcript of the gene aspf8, whose product is annotated as ribosomal protein P2. Gene Ontology annotation, molecular function: structural constituent of ribosome. Lineage: Eukaryota; Fungi; Ascomycota; Eurotiomycetes; Eurotiales; Aspergillaceae. Gene Ontology annotation, biological process: translation; cytoplasmic translational elongation. The transcript is spliced from 2 exons. Bases 1 to 330 code for a protein of 109 amino acids. The record is from RefSeq and is a predicted model, not a curated record. Gene Ontology annotation, cellular component: ribosome; cytosolic large ribosomal subunit.
AUGAAGCACAUCGCCGCCUACAUGCUCCUUGCCCUUGCCGGCAACGAGUCUCCCUCCGUUGCUGACAUCAAGGCUGUCCUCUCCUCCGUCGGCAUUGACGCUGAGACCGAGCGCCUCGAGAAGCUCAUCGCUGAGCUCGAGGGCAAGAACCUCCAGGAGCUGAUCGCUGAGGGUUCCGCCAAGCUCGCCUCCGUUCCCUCCGGUGGUGCUGGUGCCGCUGCCGCUGCCCCCGCUGCCGGUGGUGCCGCCAACGAGGCUGCCCCCGAGGCCGCCAAGGAGGAGGAGAAGGAGGAGUCCGAUGAUGACAUGGGAUUCGGUCUGUUCGACUAA